GCAAAUUCAGAAGGCCGAGCAGCACUCAGAGACAACAAGCUACUUAGCAAUUCAAGGAUCCAUCAUCCUGUCACCAACUCUGCCUUGCACCAACUCGUGCUUUUCUUUGAACUUCACCCCAGAAAAUGGUCUUAAGUUUCAAAACCUCUUUCUAAUAGUGGCACCCGGUCCCUGGCUACCAUCUCACGCCAUCUUGCUGAACAGUCAGUCCUCCUAAACUUGUCAUCAUCUACAGGCAGCCGCUGGCAGCGUUAUCGGAAUACCAUUCAGGUCACAAGUCUCAGGUUGCUAAACCAGCAGCUCAACCUCAGAUACGGUGAAUCUAGCUGCAGGCGCCACGAACACGAACAGCAAAUCCGUUGAGAGAUUCUGAGCUGGCGCCCUAGAAUGGCUGGGCGAGGAGGUGUCGAUAUGGAGGCCUUAUCACCUAGAGAUGUGAACGCCCUUCCCAAGCGCACCACCGAUCUCAAAGCAAAGGCUGCCGCCCAAUUGAGGACCGCUAAAGACAAGGACCACCCUCCUCCCCCACCACCACAGGUCGUCGAGCCGCCCAGUUCUGAUCGCAAGAAUGGAGCUGUAUACCAGGUCGGGAAACUGCUGGGCAAAGGCGGUUUCGCCAUUUGCUAUGACGGCAAGCAUGUCGACUCGGGGAAGAAAUACGCUCUCAAAAUUGUCAAGAGUACAAUGCCCGUCAAGAUGCAACAGAAGUUCCAAACUGAGCUGCAGAUCCACUCCAAGAUGAGACAUGCAAACAUUGUUCAAUUUCACCGGGCUUUCACUUUCGAGAACUGCACCUAUCUCAUCCUCGAGCUCUGCCCCAACGGAUCGCUGAUGGAAAUGGUCAAGAGGAGGAAAGGAUUGACCGAGGCCGAAGUCCGUUUCUACACCAUACAGAUCGCCGGCGCAAUCAAAUACAUGCACGGAAAGGGCAUCAUACAUCGUGACUUGAAGAUGGGUAACAUUUUCCUCGAUAAGAAUAUGAAUGCUAAGGUCGGCGACUUUGGCCUGGCUGCCCUAUUGGUCACUGGUAACGACAUGCACACAAUCAGGAGGACCACCCUUUGCGGCACCCCCAAUUACAUUGCUCCCGAGAUCUUGCAAAAGGGAAAAGCUGGACACGAUCACAACGUCGACAUCUGGAGUCUGGGCAUCAUAAUGUUCGCCAUGCUCACUACGAAACCACCAUUCCAAUCCUCAACCACGGACGAGAUUUAUCGUCGCGCGCGGGACAGAGACUAUGAUUGGCCACAGAACGAGCAGAAAUUCAUCAGUCUGGAAGUAAAGGAUAUCGUGGCUUCUAUGUUGGUGGAUGCGGACCGCAGACCAGAUCCAGAUGCGAUUGUUCAGCAUCCUUUCUUCACCGCUGGCUACGUUCCCUCCCAAGCGGACAUAACGCCGAGGCUACGGGAUACAGCUCCAGAGCACGAGAUAUUUCACGACUCCUGUGCGAGCCCUCGGUUGCAAGAGAGGGCCCAGAGCAACCUCAGGGAUCUUUGUCAACAGUGCGAAGUCGGUCCUUGGCACGGCAAGGUCCAACAAGUGAAACCUGCCAUAUGGCGCGAGAUCGCCUCGGAGGAGAAGCAUGGCCUGACACCUAGCAUCCCAUUAGCUGUCGACAUCGUCUACCGACCUUACGAUGAACUGAAGAGGGAAAAGCAACAGCUCCAAACAUCACAGUCAGUAUCGAUAUUGUGCGAGAAAACCGAGGCACUUACACUCGACCCACCUGCGAAAUUUGCACCCUCUGGCUGGCUCAAGGCACCACCACAGAGCUUCGCCGCUCAGCAAAGAGCAGCGAACAAGCCAGCGAAUGCCAUCCCCAGCUCACGAACACAGCCUUCGAUGGCUGCGGCACCCGCGAGACCCAUGGCAGCCCGACCUCGUGGGACCAAAAAAGACGUUCCGCUGACCACAACCGGAGCACUGUCCGUGGAGGAGCAUGAGCAAGCCAAGAGGGUAUCCUCGAGAGCGACGCGGACACAGUUGCCUUCCAGCAGGACACAGCCGACCGCGCGACCGGCACUUGCAACGAGAUCAUCCUCGACAGCAAAGAUCGAACCGUCACCACAACCAAAGGAAGACUCUAAUGACGGGAGGAACAUUGUGUCUCUGUUCGGGCCAGGGGAGCAGCAAGAAUACCUCGAGGAUACGAGGCCCGAUCUUGUGCUGAGCAGGAUGCGGAAGCUACAGGCUGAGCUUGAGCGGGCCCUCAACUCUCGAUCCAUGGCCUACAUAUCGACCAAACAGAAAGAGCCAGAGAUCCCGAAGGUUGUCGUCAAGUGGGUGGACUACACGAACAAAUUCGGACUUGGCUACAUCUUGAAUGAUGGCAGUGCAGGGUGCAUCCUCAACAGCGUCACUGCACCGGGAGGAGAUGAACAAGCGAUGCUGCCCCCAUCAUUUCUGCUCGUCCAUGAUGCCGAGAAGCACAUCUCACGGAGGAACGACCCAACAUAUCGCGAGAGGCAACAAAUCGUGCCAAUGACGAAGCCCAUCUACUUCUACGAAACCAAGGGUGAGGAAGGGAUCAGCCGAGUGGGCAUCAGCCCUGAAGAGUUCAGAGUACCUGUGAGCCAGAACGGGACAGCCUCUAAGCUUGAGCCGGGUAAGACCGACCAUGAGCAUCGGAAGCGGGAGCGCAUUGUUUUGUGGAAGAAAUUUGCCAAUUACAUGCUUCAGCAUGCGCGGGAGCAUCCUGAUGCGGAAACACCUGGGCCUUAUGCCGUCGACGUGCCCGGGGACCUCGUCACAUUCUAUCAGAGGUUUGGAGACGUCCAGAUAUUCCACUUCUGCGAUGGCCACCUUCAGUUCAAUUUCCCCGACCACACCAAGAUCGUACUUGAUCGGACAGGCACGUGGUGCCACUUCUGGCAUCUCUCCCAGGAGGCUGCAGAACAGCUUGCCAGCACGGGCGGCAUGGACGAGGCAUCUCUGGAUGACCGUGCUGUGCUGUCAUAUCCCCUCCAGACCCUCCUCAACUUCUCGACGGUGCCCAAGGCGUCACAGCGCAGUGUUCCCAACUCGACACGGCACCGACCAGAGAUCCCGCUGGAGCUUCAAGGCAUACCAGCAGCCAACGACUUCCGGCGCAAGGUCGAAUUCAUCAGGGCAGUUGUGAAGGAGUGGGCCAGGAACGGGGGCCUUGGCAAGAGUGACAUGUCGCGAGAUGGCCGGCUGAAGUGGCCGGGACUGCGGCAGACCAUGGACUGCGAGACCAUGAUGAAACAGGCCUGGGUCACCAUUGGGGCGCGAGGAGAAGACAGCCGGCACGCUGCGUGGGUUGACAGUCGCAACCCGACCACGCUGCUGGAUGAGAUCGACGAGACCAGGAAGACCUAGGGCAGUGUUUUCUGAGACGGUGGCGACGCUGUACGCCGACAUGAUUGCUACGACGUUUCUUCUCUUCCAUUUCUACAUUCGGCCGUGCUCAAUGUUCUCGUCAAGGCGAGAGGGGGUAUUGAGCUCUGCGAGACAUAAUGAUUGCUGCGUUCUUGCCUGUUCCUUGAAGUUCUUCAAGACCCCGAGGGACGGGCGACGGGGUCUUCUCAAAGCAUGCAGGUGGUAAUGAGUUAGCGAGCGAAGUGAGGAGCACAACUUGAUUAAUGAAUUCUGCAUCCUAAAG
Diaporthe batatas is the source of this 3622-nucleotide messenger RNA. RefSeq lists its product as uncharacterized. Gene Ontology annotation, cellular component: spindle pole; centrosome; nucleus. Gene Ontology annotation, biological process: protein phosphorylation; regulation of cytokinesis; regulation of protein localization to mitotic spindle pole body. The record is from RefSeq and is a predicted model, not a curated record. Gene Ontology annotation, molecular function: ATP binding; protein binding; protein kinase activity. Lineage: Eukaryota; Fungi; Ascomycota; Sordariomycetes; Diaporthales; Diaporthaceae. Bases 388 to 3339 code for a protein of 983 amino acids. The transcript is spliced from 5 exons.